AUGGGCUCAAUGGACCCCAGCGGCUGGAGGCUUCUAAGAGUUGGCGUCAUCGGAGGUGGCAUUGGAGGUUUAUCAACAGCCAUUGCGCUGCGUCAAGCCGGUCACGAAGUCACCAUAUACGAGCGGAAUGACUUCGCAGGCGAGGCUGGAGCAUCAGUUUCAUGCGCAGCAAACGGUACUCGCUGGCUACACGAAUGGGGGGUUGAUGUGCAAAAAGGGGAUCCUGUUGUUUUGAAGAAACUCAUCAAUCGAGAUUGGAAGACUGGCGAGCCUGUCAGCGUUUACGAUCUCGAUGACUAUGAAGAGAGGUGGGGUUACGCCUACAACAUGUUCCAUCGCCAGUAUAUGCACAAGAUGCUUAUGGAAUGUGCGUUACAAGAAGAGGGCACUGGAACGCCAGUGAAGCUAUUGGUGAAUUAUCCGUGCGAAAGCAUAGACGUUGAGACGGGUGUGAUCAGAUUCUCCAACGGCACCAAGGCACAACACGAUCUCAUUGUCGGAGCAGACGGCAUAGGAUCAGUAACACGAAAGAUCAUCGGCAUAACCACAGAAAAGCGCCCAGCAGAAUCCAGCUGCCUGCAUGCGAACGUCAUGACAAAAGACGUCCGAAAGCUCGGGCUCGUCGAUUACUCUCUCAACAGUGCACUUGAGUACUGGGGCGGCCAAGAAGGCAAGUGGGACAAGAUCGUCUUAUCGCCUUGCAAUGGCGGCGAACUUCUCUCAUACUACUGUUUCUUCCCACGCGCCGCGGGAGACUAUUCGAAUCACACCUGGGGCGGCGCCGAUCUUCCUGUUGAAGAACUUCUUGCACCCUAUCCUGAGCUCGAUGCGCAGGUAAAAGCUCACCUCGCUAUUGGUAUUGAAGUACGACCUUGGCGGCUUUGGGUGCAUCAGCCAUAUCCGUACGUUGUCAAGAACGAUAUUGCACUGAUUGGCGAUGCUGCACAUCCGAUGAUGCCGCACCAAAGUCAGGGAGCGUGCAUGGCCCUUGAAGACGCAGCUGCUCUGGGUAUUCUUUUCAACAAGGAUUACUUCAAAGGAGAUGUUAGAGAGUCACUCGCCAUCUAUGAAAAGGUUAGACCUCCUCGCGCCACGAAAGUCCAGGCUUCAGCUGCCAAAGCAGCAUACAACAUCAACGAACGCAUUGGGUUUUCUAGUAACACGUCAAUGUCCAACUACAAGGUAGAGGACGAAGCAAAGAAGUUGACGAUCGAAGAGAUGAAUGGCUAUGACAUGUACAAGGAUAUCGAUCAGGCUUUUGCAGAGAGGGAGGGGAGGAAAUAUACUGACACAUAUGUGAGAGGUCUGCCUUUUGGAUUGAAGUUGUCGAACGGGAUCACUAUUGACGGCAACAUGGAAAUGCCGUGUCCGUAG
Alternaria atra is the source of this 1374-nucleotide messenger RNA. RefSeq lists its product as uncharacterized. The record is from RefSeq and is a predicted model, not a curated record. Bases 1 to 1374 code for a protein of 457 amino acids. The transcript is spliced from 3 exons. Gene Ontology annotation, molecular function: monooxygenase activity; FAD binding. NCBI's taxonomy places the organism in Eukaryota, Fungi, Ascomycota, Dothideomycetes, Pleosporales, Pleosporaceae.